Aureobasidium melanogenum CBS 110374 is the source of this 453-nucleotide messenger RNA. RefSeq names its product cwf21-domain-containing protein. The annotation marks the transcript as partial. The transcript has 2 exons. NCBI's taxonomy places the organism in Eukaryota, Fungi, Ascomycota, Dothideomycetes, Dothideales, Saccotheciaceae. The record is from RefSeq and is a predicted model, not a curated record.
AUGUCUUCCAACGUCGGACUCUCUACCCCUCGUGGUAGUGGUACCUCGGGCUAUGUUCAGCGCAAUCUUUCCCACCUCAAGCCGCGCGACGCCGCUGCGCCAUACACCAAGGACCCCGAUCUUCUUAGGCACCGCCAGCGUCAACCUGACAAAGACAUUCUCGAGCACGAUCGCAAGCGCGAGAUCGAAGUCAAGGUCUUCGAGUUGCGCGAUAAACUCGAGGAAGAAGAAGUUGACGAAGACGAAAUCGAAGACCAAUGUACCGCCCUACGCAAAAAACUCCAAGCCGAACAAUCAAACAAGAACUCCGCUACCAAUGCAAGAGGUCUCAAGUCACAUCAAGUUCACGAGUUAGCCAAAGCAAAGAUUGAGGAGAGCGAGAAGCUCAGACGCGCUUUCGGCAUCAGCAAAGACUACGAAGAAGGCAGCCAUUGGAAGAAACAAGAGGAGAAA